AUGUGGCAGUUGGUGUUUCGCCAUGGCGCGCGGCUGCUGCUGGGCUCGACGGCCGUGGGCGCGGGCGGCGUGACGCUCGCGGCGCACUCGGACGAGGGCUUCAACCGCUCGCUGUACUUCUGGCGCAAGGCCUUCCCCAUCUACCUGCACUACCGCGCGGCGCAGCUCUACAUGGAGCACCUGCAGCUGAGCGACGAGGAGCAGAGCGUCGAGUACGAGAAGCUACACGACAAGUACGCGCCCGAGGUCUUCGACAUCGUGCUGGAGCUCAAGGGCUUCUACGUCAAGCUGGCCCAGACGGGCUCCACGCGGCCCGACGUGCUGCCCAAGCAGUACCUGGACCGGGCAGCCCAGCUGCAGGACGACGCGCCGUCCAAGCCCGUGAGCGAGAUCUGCGCCAUCAUCGAGCAGAGCUACGGCAAACCCGUGGGCCAGGUGUUCCGGGCCAUCGACCCCAAGCCGCUCGGGGCGGCCUCCAUCGGCCAAGCCCACCGGGCCGAGCUGCUGGACGGCCAGGAGGUGGCCGUCAAGGUGCAGCACCCGGACGCGGAGACCUUCUUCCGCUGGGACAUCAAGACCAUCCAGGACUUCUGCCGGUACUUCCAGCCGGCGCACCUGCCGUACCUCGUGGAGGUCGAGAAGCAGUUCAUGACCGAGUUCAACUACGUGGAAGAGGCCAAGAACCUGGCCACGGUGCGGAGCAACAUCUCCAAGAGCCCGUACGCCGCCAAGGUGGCCAUCCCGGAACCAAAGAUGGAGCUGUGCACCAAGGAAGUGCUGGUCAUGGAGUUCCUCAAAGGACGCAAGCUGCUGGAUGGGAUCCAGGACCACUUCGAGGCCAUCGCCGCGGACAAGGGCGUCACCGUGGAGUUUCUGAAGCAGGACCAGGAGCGCAAGGACAAGGAGCGCGAGGCCCAAGGACUGGACAUCGAGACCGGCCCGACGUCGCUCCAGCUCCGUUUGUAUGGCUUGACGCUCGGUGCGAAGCGCCUUGCGCGCCACAUCGGGAGGGCGUCCUACGACUACACGCUGGGGUUUAUCGCGCCGAAGAAGUGGGCGCCGCGGGAGGACGAGCAGCACCAGUUGCUGAACCUGCCAGACAUCUUGAAGCUCAUUAUGGACGUGCACGGGUACGAGAUUUUCGUGGAUGGAUCGUUUAACGGAGACCCCCAUCCGGGCAACAUCCUGCUGCUCGAGGACGGCCGUCUCGGCCUCAUCGAUUACGGCCAAGUGAAGCACAUUUCGCGAGAGCACCGAGUUCACCUGGCCAAGCUGGUUGUUGCACUUGCGGGUGGGUCGCGCGAUGAUAUUAUCGACGUACUGACGAAGGACAUGCGCAUCCGGACGACGAAUAUGGACCCGUACUUCCUGGAAAAGCAGGCUCGAUUGAUGAUCGACAACGACGAUCGAACCGUCACGGAAGGCAUGAACGCUCAACUUUUCGUCGAGCACUUACACACGUAA
Messenger RNA from Phytophthora sojae, 1464 nucleotides. RefSeq lists its product as hypothetical. Gene Ontology annotation, biological process: protein phosphorylation. The transcript has a single exon. NCBI's taxonomy places the organism in Eukaryota, Oomycota, Peronosporomycetes, Peronosporales, Peronosporaceae. Gene Ontology annotation, molecular function: protein kinase activity; ATP binding. The record is from RefSeq and is a predicted model, not a curated record. The coding region runs from base 1 to 1464 and encodes 487 amino acids.